AUCUAGCUGGCCUGCCUUGAAGCACAGAAACACACAUCCAAUUUUUGCACACUAUGGCUAACAAGCAAAAGGCUCUCGUUUGCUCAGGCCUCCAGGGAACGUACUCCGUCGAGCUCAUCGAUGUGCCUGAGCCUGGUCCUGGCCAGGUGCUCGUCGAGCUGCAGGCUAUCGGGCUGAACCCGAUGGACUGGCUCAUGCGCGAUAUUGGUAUAUUCGUCCCCAAGUGGCCCGCAGUCUUCGGGUACGACGGUGCAGGGAUCAUCAAGAAGGUGGGCGAGGGAGUUACGAGUAUCAAGGCUGGAGACAAAGUGAUGCAUGCUGGCACUCUCCAAGAACCGAGGGUGUCGACAUUCAUGCAGUAUGUCGUGAUGAAGGCAGAGUUCGUCGCCAAGGUUCCGAGUAAUAUUUCUCUCGACCAAGCCUCGACAAUCCCGCUCGUGCUAGCAACUGCAGUUUUGGGCAUGUACGAUAGCAAGCGCGCACCGCAUGGUGGGAUUGGCUUGACUCCACCUUGGGAAGAGGGUGGACGGAACAAGUACGCAGGCGAGCCUAUCGUCAUCAACGCUGGCUCUACUGCAGUGGGACAAUACAUGAUCCAAUUCGCCAAACUCUCUGGUUUCUCACCCAUUAUCACGACUGCGUCGAAGCACAAUGAAGAGUACCUCAAAUCUCUCGGCGCAACGCACGUCAUCGACCGCACCAUCUCUUUGUCCUCGCUGCCCGCCGCGUUACGCGCCAUUACAGAGAAGCCGAUCAUGUACGGCGCGGACGCGAUCUCGACGGCCGAGACGCAGAACGCGAUGUACAACGUCGUCGCGCCCGGGGGAAAUCUGCUCAUUGACACGCACAACCAAAUCGGGAAGGAUAAGCUCGAGAGCGGGGAAAAGUUUGUCGCGCAGGUGUUUGGCGAUGUACAGCACCCGCCGGAGCAGGCGUGUGGUCUGGCCCUAUAUGCAAACAUCACGGGGUUGCUUGAGAGGGGCGAGAUCAAGCCUAACAGGAUCGAAGUCAUCCCUGGCGGGUUGGCGGGGAUACCUGGAGCCUUGGACAGGCUCAAGAGCGGCGUCAGCGCGUUGAAACUCGCGGUUCGUCCUCAGGAGACCCCAUAAUUUAGUGGACAUGGAACUUAGGCUCGGUAUGAUGGUUAUCAGUAUAAUACUAGCUAAAUAGGUUCGGUACUCCCUGCCUAGUCUUUUACCAGUGCAGAUGGUCGCCAGGCAAUU
Molecule: messenger RNA, 1223 nt
Organism: Phanerochaete carnosa HHB-10118-sp
Lineage: Eukaryota; Fungi; Basidiomycota; Agaricomycetes; Polyporales; Phanerochaetaceae
Exons: 5
Coding region: 54-1109 (351 amino acids)
Molecular function (GO): oxidoreductase activity, acting on NAD(P)H
Source: RefSeq, a predicted model, not a curated record